UACAUUCUACGAAGUCCUGAGACUGUACGAUGAGUUAUAAAGUGAUUAUCGUAAGUUAUACGGUGAUUAAUUUGCCCCUCCCAUACAUUCUACAAUAUAUCCAAAAGAUGUAAACAAUUGCAUUGUAGGUAAAUAAUAAAUCACUUUUCUAGAAAAAAGUGGAAGAUCUAUAACCAUGACAGGAAUGGAAGGUGAGAUAUUAAACGAAUUUUUUAAAAAACACAAUGUUACAAAAAAGUUCUGGUUGGUUCAGAAAGACUAUUGGGGUGACGUGUUUGAUAAUGGCACUGUCUAUGGACUUAGAGGCGAUGUGUACAGAGAUAAUGUCGACAUAGGUGUUGCUGCCCAUUACUCCACAGACAGAAUGUACAGAUUCUUUGGUCUAUCAAUACCUACACUAAGAGUUGGAUUGACUUGUUUGGUGCCAGCGCCAAAGUUGGUUGCUGCUUGGUUAACACCAGUAUAUGUCUACAGCAUUUGCACGUGGCAAGCUAUAUUUUUUGGAUACGUUGCAAUUAUUCUUUGCACACAUUAUAUAAACAUUUUAAUAACAAAAUACAGAUUAAAAUACGCAAGUUUAAUGGGAAAUCGGCUAUUGAUCAGGAAAUUCGGAAGAGAUCUACUUGGAGUUAUUCAAAUAUUUUUUACUGACAACAUUAAAGUGCCAGUUCCCUCAAGAAACAGUGCAGCUAUAAUAAUGAUGACAAUGUAUUUUUUCGCAUUUUUCUUAACAAGAAUUUAUGAAAGCGGUCUUGCUACAAUUAUGACACUUCCUUGGUAUGAAAAUUCAAUUGAAACAAGAGAAGAUUUUCUAAAUAGCAAUAUCAAUUGGGGUGCAAUUCAAGUAGCUGACUGGAUUAAUUAUUGGAAGCUCGAUAAUGAGACUCUCCUACAAAAUGCUUACAACAGAUACAUUGCUACAUCCUCUGAAACACCUCUAAAAGAAUAUCUAAAAACAAAUAAUUUUGGUUUAAUGAUUGAAAGGUUGCCACAGCACAAAUAUCAUUUUCCAUUUUCAUUAAAUAAUGAAAUAAAAAAUUUACAACUAAUGAAGGAAGACUUACAUAGAGAGUACUCAGUUUUUCUGCUACGAAAAAGUUCAGUUUUACUUCCAUCCCUUAAUGAUUUUAUAUAUCGAAUUAAUGAAGCAGGCAGUCGCUGUACUUAAUAAUCAAACAUUUCAAGAAGCUCUGAGUGAAACGGCAAACAGCAAAAUUAUCCAAUAUAGCAUAACACGAUUAAACCUAUGUCGGGUGGCAGGGCCUUUUGGUAUUAUCCUUAUUGGAAAUUUUAUUGCAUUG
Molecule: messenger RNA, 1301 nt
Organism: Sitophilus oryzae (rice weevil)
Lineage: Eukaryota; Metazoa; Arthropoda; Insecta; Coleoptera; Curculionidae
Exons: 8
Coding region: 176-1168 (330 amino acids)
Source: RefSeq, a predicted model, not a curated record